Labeo rohita (rohu) is the source of this 3209-nucleotide messenger RNA. It is a transcript of the gene gata1a, whose product is annotated as GATA binding protein 1a. Gene Ontology annotation, cellular component: nucleus. Lineage: Eukaryota; Metazoa; Chordata; Actinopteri; Cypriniformes; Cyprinidae. Gene Ontology annotation, molecular function: DNA-binding transcription factor activity, RNA polymerase II-specific; RNA polymerase II cis-regulatory region sequence-specific DNA binding; zinc ion binding. The record is from RefSeq and is a predicted model, not a curated record. Bases 1629 to 2879 code for a protein of 416 amino acids. The transcript has 6 exons. Gene Ontology annotation, biological process: positive regulation of transcription by RNA polymerase II; cell fate commitment; negative regulation of transcription by RNA polymerase II.
AAUUCAAAAGUGGACGAUUUAAUUUUUAAGAACAAUAGAUAAUGCCUUUUUACCACAAAUACUAACUUCGACACGACAAAUACUAACACGACAUGUUCAGGACAGACAUUAAGUUUUUUUUUUAAGUAAUUAAGUUAAUUUAACCAUUUACCAUCAUGUCUUUUUUUAAACAGAAUGUCAAAUCUACUCUUUUCCAUAGGAAUUGAAUUGAAUGGAUGUUUUAAAGCAAUAUUUGAUGAAUAAUGAUUAGAAUUUGAGCUUGUUUCUCAUAUGUUCUUAUAUGUUUUGCAGCUUGACAGCCCUAUAGUCAUCAUCCACUUUCAUGAAAUGGAAAACAACUCCCUUUCCACUGAGGUAAAAAAAAACAGUCACACAGUUUGGAAUGACAUGAGGGUGAGUAAAUCAAAUUUUGGAGGAGCUGUCCUAAUGUAACAAUGAAUGUAUUGGCCUACAUGCUGAAGUUCUAAAUUGGGGCCUUAUGUAAAUCAAUAACCUGGCCAUUGAUGAAGGAUUUGCUUCUCUGGAGCUCUUCCCAGUUUCCCUGAAAAUUAUAAAUGCACAAUGGUGGAGGGAAGUUAAGAGUGUUUUGACUGUCAAAUGACAGUGACAGUCUAAGUCCUGUGCUCAGGCAGGCCGUUCUGUGUCCGUAUCUCUGACCAUGAUUGCAGCAUUUGAGUUUAUUUGCAUUACUGUUCUUUGCUGAGCUGCACCAGGGAAAAGUGCUUUUGCAUUUUCAUUUGCUUUGUUCAGUCACCGUUUCCAUUCGGAAUAGUCCUUGUUACUGCUCUGCGCUCUUUUAAUUUCUAUAUUUACACUCUUAAAAACGCAGAAAUGGUUCUUUAUGGUGGGAAAAGCUUCUUUAGAUUUUUAAAAUGGUUCUUUUAAGAACUGUUCAUUGGAAGGUUCUUUGGGGAACCAAAAAUGUUUCUUUUAUGGCAUCAAACCAUUCUUAUUUUUAAGAAUUUAUUGUGUAUGUGCCAUAGAAAACUUACAUGCUUACCUUUAUUACUGUUGUGCUUGAACCAUAUGAAUGUUAUGUUUAUGGGUGUUUCUCAUAUUCUCUGAGAGAUUUUCUCAGACUAUGAACACCAGGUCAUUUUAUAUAACUUCUGGUUUGUAGUUGACACUUUUGGACACUUUUUAUCUCACAGCUUGACAUAACUAUAUAUUGGAUAAAUUCAUAUUGGUGUAAAUCUUUUAAUAGCUGUCUUGCUAAAAUCUUACAGACGUUUUCCACUCAAUAACUGAUUUAAACUUGAUUGUGAUAUCUUAAUUAGCGUUCAAAAUCAUGUCAGUCGCCAAUCAUACACAAACAUAAUGGUCAAGAAUAUUUAUACAAAACACCAUUGUUAAGGUGAUCUAUACUUAGUUGCUGUGUCAGCCAGAGAUCUGCCAUAUAAUAUUCAAAACUCUAAGCAUGGCCGUAUGGUAGGAGUGUCCAAAAAAGUACCCCAACCCCACCCAUUGGUGCCCUACAAUUUCAAAUGAAGUUACUAGUUUCCAAAGACUGAGGGAGAUAAGCAAGCGAGCAGAGGACCAGCACUCUCUCAUUCUCCAGCCGUCCUCCAUGAUCUGUGCAGUGGCGUGAAUCUACUCACCUGAUAAACAAGAUAUUCAAUACAUCACUUAUGGAGAACUCAUCCGAGCAGUCUCGUUGGGUGUCCCCCAGCCUGAUCAGUCCAGACCCACUGGCAAACUACACCACAGAGCCUGGUUUACUGCCACCCAGUGAAGAUGACGAGCCUUUCUACUCCAGCUCUGAGACUGACUUACUGCCAUCAUAUUAUUCCACUAGCGGCCAGAGCCGAGCCUCGUCGUCUUACAGACACAGUCCAGUUCGCCAAGUCUACUCCUCUCCAUCAAUUCUGGGAAACAUCCAGUGGCUGGACAACUCUGCUGGUCACUCUCUAAACUCUUCCUACAACCCCACAUCCACUGUCUGGGCAAGCAGUCCGUUCACAAAGACGCCUCUCCACUCUCACACCUCCACAUCCAUCUACCCGAACAGCGCUACCCCAUCUUUCACCUCCCCCAAAGAGGGCUUCCCUUCCCCGAGUCGUGAUGGGAAGGAAAGUCCCAGGCUCCAGGAAGUCCUGAAAGCCGAGCGUCUGAGUCCCAUGGGUGGAAGCAGCUUUCUCAAUCUGAGUUCAGCCACCGGAGGUGUGUACGGUCCUUCUCCGCACAUGCUGGGUCCAUACGGAUCGUACAUGACCACGUCACAGGACUAUAGUUCAGCGGCGCUCUAUUCUUCCGCUGGACCUUGGAUGAGCCCUUCAUCAUACUCGCCCAAACUUCGCAACAAGAUGAGACUUUCGCCACCAGAGGCACGUGAAUGUGUGAAUUGUGGUGCCACUGCCACCCCUCUGUGGCGUCGAGAUGGGACGGGCCACUACCUCUGUAAUGCUUGCGGACUGUACCAUAAGAUGAAUGGCCAGAACAGACCCCUCAUUAGACCAAAAAAGAGGCUGAUUGUCAGCAAACGUGCUGGAACGCAGUGCGCCAACUGCCACACGAGCACUACGACACUAUGGAGACGCAAUGCCAGCGGCGAGCCUGUGUGCAACGCCUGCGGCCUCUACUUUAAACUACACAACGUUAACAGGCCUUUAACUAUGAAGAAGGAUGGCAUACAGACACGGAAUCGCAAGGUGUCUAACAGAAACAAGAAGGGCAAAAAGAGCACUGCUUCAGAGGUUUACCCUGACAUGUCUCACAUGGCACCACCUGAUGAGCAUGUAGGUCCCUAUUCUCUCAACCCAGGACCCCUUCUGUCCUAUAGUCACACCCCUCACCUACUGCCCCCUUCCACUUUGCACUCCUCUCCAACUUUGCCCUAUACCCACCACCCAAACUCUGGCAUGAUGCCCACACUGUUGUGAAGGAAACACGUUUAUUGGACCAUAACGAGGCAUGUACAUUACAUUGUACCUAUAGUAAAUACAUUUCUUGCAGAAAUGCAUUCCAUUUGUUUAGCAAAGAGAAAAUGCGUUAAAGCUGCUCUAUAAAACAGUCGCAGUGUAACAGCUUGUCACUGAUUUUGAAACCGUCUUGUAGUAGUUUGAAUAGUGGAACAGUAAAACUAAAACUGUCAGCAAUAUUAUUACGACAAAUGUAAAUAUUUAUGACUUUAUGGCUUUUGUAUGUGCUAGAAUUAUAUUACUAUGACUUCUUUUAGGAUGUUCAAUAAAUGCCUUAUAAUUAAAUGUUUU